AGUGACUAGUGUCCCUUCGGGGACAUCCGAUAAAAUUGGAACGAUACAGAGAAGAUUAGCAUGGCCCCUGCGCAAGGAUGACACGCAUAAAUCGAGAAAUGGUCCAAAUUUUUUUUCUUUUCUUUUUUGCCCUUAAUCUAGACACUUAGUUUUACGAAAAUACCCUCCAAACGCUAUCAUUGCCACUCGGGCUUUCCUCAUUGCCAUUGGAAACCUCUGGGUUCCCAAGAGGAACUAGAGUCAUACAAAGUCAUUUUAGGCUGUUGAUGCAAUGCUAGCGGCACGGGGUUUGGAUAGGUUUUUGCGGAAUAGCAAAUUCUUGGUUGAUAGGAUUGUGCCAGUCAUGCCAAUUUUGGAGGAACCACAUGGUGUUACCAAUCACUCAACAGUUGGAGCUGAUACACUCAAGAGUCAUGAGUACACAAGAGAGGCAUUCUUACAGAUAAAACAAACAAGGAAUGUCUAUCGGAGAGAUAUGAUAAAUGGGGUGCUUGCAAGCGUUGGUGGGAAUUAUCAGGCACUUGGUAAUGCUCAUAGUGCUUUGUGUUCUGUAAAUCGUCCUUAUAGCACAGUGGAGUUCUCAAAUAAGUUUCUUAGAAGUAUUCCAGGAUUUGUGAAGAUAGUGGAGGUUGGUCCAAGGGAUGGAUUGCAAAAUGAGAACAACAUUGUACCCACUGCUGUAAAGGUUGAGUUGAUAAAAAUGCUUGUUUCUUCAGGGUUGCCUGUUGUUGAGGCCACAAGUUUUGUUUCACCAAAAUGGGUACCACAGCUAGCAGAUGCAAAGGAUGUAAUGGAAGCAAUUCGAAAUGUUGAAGCUGCCAGAUUUCCAGUAUUAACUCCUAAUCUUAAAGGUUUUGAAGCAGCUGUUGCUGCUGGAGCCAAGGAAGUAGCCAUUUUUGCCUCAGCAUCUGAGGCUUUCUCAAAGUCAAAUAUUAACUGUAGCAUCAAAGAUAGUCUCACUCGGUACUCUGACGUCACUCUUGCUGCUAGAAAGGUCUCAAUUCCUGUUCGUGGAUACAUAUCAUGUGUUGUGGGGUGUCCCGUGGAAGGAGUUGUACCUCCAGCUAAAGUAGCAUAUGUGGCUAAAGAGCUCUAUGACAUGGGUUGCUCUGAAAUUUCCCUUGGCGAUACAAUUGGUGUUGGUACCCCUGGUACUGUUAUUCCAAUGCUUGAAGCUGUUAUGGAUGUUGUCCCUGUUGAUAGGCUUGCUGUCCACUUUCAUGACACUUAUGGGCAAGCUCUGUCAAAUAUUCUAGUAUCUGUACAGAUGGGGAUCAGCACAGUGGAUUCAUCAGUUUCUGGUCUUGGGGGUUGCCCUUAUGCCAAGGGUGCAUCUGGAAAUGUUGCAACUGAGGAUGUUGUUUACAUGCUACAUGGACUUGGUGUGAAAACCAAUGUGAAUCUUGGGAAGCUCAUGUUGGCUGGGGAUUUUAUCUCUAAGCAUUUGGGACGUCCAUCUGGUUCAAAAACAGCGGUUGCCUUGAGUAAAGCCACAUCUCAUACCUCCAAGCUAUGAGGUACUAGCUCUAGAUCAUAUUACGUCUCCCCAUUUUGUAAACAAGUUUUAUUUCUGUACACAUCCUACUUUGGGGAUUGUAAUAAACAUUUAUUAAACUUCUCAAAAAAGAAAGAAAGUAAUAAGCAUGUUUUGCACUUUGGUUCCUUA
Messenger RNA from Quercus robur (English oak), 1666 nucleotides. RefSeq lists its product as uncharacterized. Gene Ontology annotation, molecular function: hydroxymethylglutaryl-CoA lyase activity. The transcript is spliced from 9 exons. The record is from RefSeq and is a predicted model, not a curated record. NCBI's taxonomy places the organism in Eukaryota, Viridiplantae, Streptophyta, Magnoliopsida, Fagales, Fagaceae. The coding region runs from base 272 to 1516 and encodes 414 amino acids. Gene Ontology annotation, biological process: L-leucine catabolic process; ketone body biosynthetic process.